Mercurialis annua (annual mercury) is the source of this 1528-nucleotide messenger RNA. Its product is annotated as UDP-xylose transporter 3. The coding region runs from base 171 to 1241 and encodes 356 amino acids. Gene Ontology annotation, cellular component: Golgi apparatus. The record is from RefSeq and is a predicted model, not a curated record. NCBI's taxonomy places the organism in Eukaryota, Viridiplantae, Streptophyta, Magnoliopsida, Malpighiales, Euphorbiaceae. The transcript is spliced from 8 exons. Gene Ontology annotation, molecular function: antiporter activity; UDP-xylose transmembrane transporter activity.
GAUUGAAUCUUAAUAAUUACAAUUUUAAUAUCGUCUCUCUCGUCUAAUAAAUUUCUCUCUUCCUCUGCUUUCAUUUUGACCAAUCUCUAACUGAUUUCAAAACCAGCCUUCCACAUAGCUCAUGAGAUCCAGAUCAAAUUGAAAAGAGAAAGAAGAGAGCAGCGAGGAAGAUGAGUAGCAGUGGUGGUGAAAGUCAUCAUCACCACGCCCCUAAGUUUCAGCUCGGAACCGUUGGAGCUUUGGGUUUAUCUGUCGUUUCUUCCGUUUCUAUUGUUAUUUGCAAUAAGGCCCUCAUUAGUACUCUCGGCUUCACUUUUGCGACGACGUUGACAAGCUGGCAUCUACUGGUUACGUUUUGUUCGCUACAUGUGGCGUUAUGGAUGAAACUGUUUGAGCACAAGCCUUUUGAUGCUAGAGCUGUUAUGGGUUUUGGCAUUUUAAAUGGAAUUUCUAUUGGUCUUUUGAAUCUAAGCUUGGGUUUUAAUUCCGUUGGUUUCUACCAGAUGACAAAAUUGGCGAUUAUCCCUUGCACUGUUCUUUUGGAGACACUUUUCUUCAGGAAGAAAUUCAGUCGAUAUAUCCAGCUUUCAUUGUCUAUCCUACUCUUGGGUGUUGGAAUUGCAACUGUGACGGAUUUGCAACUUAAUGUCCUUGGCUCUGUCUUGUCUCUUCUUGCAGUUCUUACAACCUGUGUCGCCCAGAUUAUGACCAAUACCAUCCAGAAGAAAUUCAAAGUUUCUUCCACUCAACUGCUAUAUCAGUCUUGCCCCUAUCAGGCGAUGACUUUGUUCAUAAUUGGUCCAUUUCUCGAUGGAUUAUUGACUAAUCUAAAUGUGUUUGCUUUCAAGUAUACCCCUCAAGUGCUGUUCUUCAUUGUUCUAUCUUGUCUCAUAUCCGUCUCUGUUAACUUCAGUACGUUUCUGGUGAUUGGAAAGACAUCUCCAGUUACCUAUCAGGUCCUAGGGCAUCUAAAAACAUGUCUAGUUUUGGCCUUUGGCUAUGUUCUGCUUCGUGACCCUUUUAGCUGGCGCAAUAUUUUAGGGAUCCUUAUCGCAGUUAUUGGGAUGGUACUUUAUUCUUAUUGUUGCUCUCUUGAGAGCCAACAGAAGGCUAGUGAAACAACGGCCAAAUUGCCUGAGGUGAAGGAAAGUGAAUCUGAUCCAUUGAUUGGUGUGGAAAAUGGAAGUGGAUUAGCUGAUGAAGCUCCUGUGUGGAAUUCAAACAAGGAUCUCCAUGCAUGAGAACCUAAAUUGCAAGAAUUCAUUACCGUAGAUGAUAUAGUAAUCGGGGAAAAAAUGUUACAGCGAUGAAGAUGUUGCUGGCAUGAGGUCGGUCCAUGUGUUGCAUUAGGGUACGGAUAAUCUGAGAUUAUUACUUCUAUUAUAUGAGAUUGAAAGAUGAAGGAAUUGUUUUGUGAUAUAGCAUUUUUGUUUACUAGUUUUGUAUGAAUGGCAGCAGCAGGAUGAUAGCAAAAUUGAUUUGUUAAUUGUAUACUGUUUGUUCCAAAAUAUUAGACAACAUUUCAUUA